Oryza sativa Japonica Group (Japanese rice) is the source of this 1303-nucleotide messenger RNA. RefSeq lists its product as uncharacterized. Lineage: Eukaryota; Viridiplantae; Streptophyta; Magnoliopsida; Poales; Poaceae. The record is from RefSeq and is a predicted model, not a curated record.
UCUCUGACUCCAUUUCUUAUCCACCCGCGUCGUCGCCUCUCGUCUACUCCUCCUCCUAUCUCUCAAUUCUCAUUCCUUCCCCCUCUCCUGCCACCAUGGAGGAGAGGAUUCCAGAGCCGCAAGAUCCCACCGCCGACGUCGCCGCUGACGUGCUGCCGGCGGAGGCUUCUUCCAGCGACGUGACGACGACGGGAGUGGAGGAGGAAUCUGAUUCCGAUGGGGAGUUCGAGUUCGAGUUCCCCUUCGUCAGCAGGGACUCCCCCGCGGGCACCGCCGCCGUGGCCGACGACCUGUUCGCCGACGGCCGCAUCAAGCCGUUCUACCCGGUUUUCGGCCGCGCCGGCGCCGGAGGAGGAGGCGAUCGCCAGCAGCAUCUGGCCAAGGACGACGCUGCGGCGACGGUGCCGCCGCGGACGAGGGGCCCGCUCGGGCGGCUCUUCCUCGAGGAGUCCCGUGGUUCGUUCGACAGGUGGUCCACGUCCACGUCGUCGUCGUCGUCGUCUUCCGCGCCGGCGUCCGACGAGGGCGGCCUGGACGGCGCGCCGCCGGAGAGCUACUGUCUCUGGACGCCCGGCGCCGGCGCCGGCUCCGCCUCGGCAUCGGCCUCCCCGCGCCCGCCCAGGAAGAGCGGCUCAACGGGGUCCAUGGCGCGGUGGCGCCGCAUCAGCGAGCUCGUCGUCGGCCGCAGCCACAGCGACGGCAAGGAGAAGUUCCUGUUCCUCCCCAUCCCGCCGCCCAGUAGCAAGGAGAACGACGUCGAACACUUCAAGCCCAAACCCAAACCACCCAAGCCGACGCCGGCAAGCGGCCGCAAGACGGCACAGGCCGCCGCCGCAGAGAUCGACACGGUCGCCGCCAUCCACAGGAUAGCUUACGGCGCUAAGGGCGGUGGCGCCACCGGCACCAGCGCCGGCGGGGGCACGCCGCGGCGGACGUUCUUGCCUUACCGGGAAGAGCUCGUCGGCCUCUUCGCCAACGUGAACGGCAUCAGCCGCAGCCACCCGCAUCCGUUCUAAUUAAUUUUACAGUGUUUGGUUCUGCAUAUAUUGAUAGUCAAUUAAUCACGUGAUUAGGUUAAUUAAUUACGGCUUAAUGUGGACUAUGAACAGUGUGAAGUCAGUGACUUAACUGGCCUUUGUCUUUCUCGGACAGAGUGUGAACGCCUACGGGUGGCGCGAGAAAAACCUCCAUUAGACAAGGUUUUGUACACCCGAGUUUGUACAUGUGCAAUAGCAAAUUCAUUAAUUUUGUGAGAGUGACAUUUUUUUAUUUUCCGUAAAUUAAUAUUUACCUGUUUUUACUA